This is a messenger RNA of Anisakis simplex (herring worm), 540 nucleotides long. The record is from the annotation of a GenBank genome assembly. NCBI's taxonomy places the organism in Eukaryota, Metazoa, Nematoda, Chromadorea, Rhabditida, Anisakidae.
CUGGCAGAUGGCUCAGUGGUGAUUCACACGCAACCCGUGGGAGGAGAGAUCAAUAAUCAUCUGUUGGGCUAUAUGGGUGAGAAUCCGAAUGCAUAUCAGGAAUCGUCGCGCAUAAUCUCGCACGUUCGUCACCUGUCGACGGUGAGUCAGUGGCUGGUGUGCGUGGCGCUUUUGCUUUGUCUCAUCUCGAUGCUGGCCAUAUCGAUCGCGAUUCUCAAGCAGAUCAAGGCGAGAAGAUAUCACAAUCUGCGUACCAUCGUUCCAGCGCAAGUGAUCGUGCCUGGACAGCUUGGCGAGCCAAUUCCAGCGAAGAAGAUCCCACUUGGCUCGUCGCCAAGCGCUGCAGAACCCAACACAUACCCACUGAUUCAUGACUCGCCUCCACCGGCGUAUGAUCAACUCUCGAUCCAUAAGGAGCAACCGACGGAUGCAGUAGGCGCAGGUGCAGGCCACGAGGAGACGAUACCUGAAAAGGAACCGACCGCUCACCGCGACGACACGCCCAACAAUGACGAUGGCUCACACCAUCCCAACGCAUAA